Messenger RNA from Papilio polytes (common Mormon), 2063 nucleotides. Its product is annotated as alkylated DNA repair protein alkB homolog 8. Gene Ontology annotation, biological process: tRNA wobble uridine modification. The record is from RefSeq and is a predicted model, not a curated record. The transcript has 8 exons. Gene Ontology annotation, cellular component: nucleus; cytoplasm. The coding region runs from base 219 to 2051 and encodes 610 amino acids. Gene Ontology annotation, molecular function: S-adenosylmethionine-dependent methyltransferase activity; tRNA binding. NCBI's taxonomy places the organism in Eukaryota, Metazoa, Arthropoda, Insecta, Lepidoptera, Papilionidae.
AUAGUUACGGGAACGUUAAUUUUAGAAUUUACUGUCCUGUAUUUUCUAGAGUUUUAUCCGAUAUGUAUUUUUUAUUUCGGUCAUCUUCUCUGCAAAUAUCAACGAUAAAAUGUCAAAAUCAUAUGUUUUGGUUAUGUCAAAAAUCCGUCAUAACAUCGUAACGUGGUACUCAAAGUGAUAAUGAAAAUGCAUGGUUGAUUUAAAAUUCAUACCAGUCCAUGGAUGCUUUGUAUAUCGAUGUAAAUAAAACGACAAAAUCUUUAAAAAUGAACGAAAGUAAAAAAGUGGAUAAAAAAUGUAAAAGAUAUGCUGCAAGAUUACAAUCUUCCAAAGGGGUUACUUGUACUGAGAAGCCUGGAAUUAAUAUAAUACUUUGCAAUGUCGGUCAAGCUACAGGACUAUUAAAAGAAGACAUAGUAAAUCUAUUGAAUACCAUACCUUCAGUGAAACUAAAAAAGUUUGUUGCUCAAAAGGGGGAGUCACACUCAUAUUUAGUAUUUGAAAGUGAAUCUUGUGCUUUAACUUUUUAUCUUAAAUAUAAUGGUAAAAAGUGCUUCAACAAUGACACAUAUUUGUAUAUGUGUUUUGUUGAUAAAGUACCAAAUACAGAAGCUAUAUGUCCAUACAAAGAUCCAGAAGGUCUGCACAUUAUAGAAGAUUUUAUAAGUAUAGAAGAAGAAGAAAGAUUAAUAAAACUUUUUGACUGGAAGGAUGACAUACCAAAUCUAAAAAAUCGGCAAGUAAGACAUUUUGGUUAUGAAUUUCGUUAUGGAAGUAAUGAUGUAGAUUUAGAUGAACCUUUACCGAACAAGAUACCUAAGGAAUGUGAUAUUUUUUGGACAAGAUUAAAAAGAAAUAUAAACCUGGAACCACCUGAUCAGCUAACUGUUAAUAAAUAUAUCCCAGGGCAAGGUAUUCCAAUGCAUGUAGACCGACACAGUCCAUUUGGACCUACAAUACUGUCCGUCUCGCUGGGAUCCUCAGUAGUUAUGGAUUGGAGACAUCACAGUGGUCUGAAUGUACCCAUUGUUGUCCCACCGAGGUCAAUAUUGAUUAUGCAAGAUGAAGCAAGAUAUGACUGGCAACACGGAAUACAGCCUCGUACUUGGGACCCUGUCAUUGAACACCAAACUCAGAAUGGUCAACAUGUUAAAGUGGUUACAAAUGAGACUAGAAACAGGGAGAUGAGGAUAUCGUUGACUUUUCGAUGGACGAGACGCGGUAGUUGUGACUGCAUGUACAAGACCCUCUGUGAUUCUGCAGAUACUAAAUCUACUACUGAUUUGGAUGAUACCAUUGCUUCUAAUCUGGAGGAACUACAUGUACAUCAGGUGUACGAGCAGAUAUCGCGUCACUUCAGCAGCACGCGGCACCAGGCGUGGCCGCAGGUGGUGCGCUUCGUGCGCGACUCGCCGCCCGGCGCCGUCCUGCUCGACCUCGGCGCCGGCAACGGGAAGAACAUCCUCAAGCGAUCAGAUAUACUGCAGAUAGCAGGCGAACGUAGCAGUGGGUUGUUGAGUGAGUGCAAGAACUAUAUCGGCGAUGUGGCGGCGGCCGACUGCGUCAGGCUGGACCUGCUCUAUGCGGGCAUAAGGGACGGCUGCGCUGACGUCAUCAUUUGCAUUGCGGUCGUACAUCACUUCAGUACUCAGUCGAGACGAGUCCAAGCUUUACAAACAAUAGCUCGACUACUCCGUUCAGGAGGUCGCGCUCUUAUCACCGUAUGGGCUAAAGAUCAGACCAAAUCCAACUAUCUGUGCAAAAAGAAAGAAAAUGUAAUACAAAACAAUAGCAUCGUCGAAGUGGCCGGUGUCAAUCUCCCGGUGCACGAGAAUAGAACUCAGUUUCAACACAAAGAUUUGCUUGUCCCAUGGAAAUUGAGAGGCGUAAAAGAAGAAAAACUAGCAGAUAAACCAGAGAGCACAUUGUUAAGGUUCUAUCAUGUGUUUGAAGAAGGUGAAUUGGAACAAUUAUGUGUCUCGUCUAAUUUAAUCGUGGAAAAAAGUUUUUAUGACGAAGGAAAUUGGUGCGUUGUUUGUAAUAAACCAUAAAUUGUUCAAAAA